AUGAAGUAUGUUCUAAUUUUGGGUGGUGUCAUAUCGGGAAUCGGAAAAGGUGUUAUCGCUUCUUCUACUGGUUUGCUUCUCAAAACGCUUGGACUAAAAGUGACGGCGAUAAAAAUUGACCCUUACAUUAACGUUGAUGCUGGAACUAUGAAUCCUAUCGAACACGGUGAAAUUUUCGUCCUGAAUGAUGGCGCAGAGGUCGAUCUUGACCUUGGCAAUUAUGAACGAUUUCUUGAUAUUACCUUGACGAGGGAUAAUAAUAUAACCUCUGGGAAAAUAUUUCAGACUGUUAUUGAAAAGGAGCGACGAGGCGAUUACCUUGGUCAAAAUGUUCAAAGUGUGCCACAUGUAACAGAUGCCAUUCAAAAUUGGAUAGAACGCGUUGCGAAAAUACCAGUAGACCAAUCUAGUCAAGAGCCUGAUAUUUGCAUUAUCGAGCUGGGUGGAACUAUUGGUGACUUUGAAUCUGCGCCGUAUAUUGAAGCUUUGCGACAAUUCCAAUAUCGAGUUGGCCGUGAAAAUUUCGCUGUUAUUCAGGUCUCUUUGGUGCCAGUGCUUGGUGUUGUUGGUGAACAAAAAACCAAACCCACACAAGCUACUGUUCGGCAAUUACGAGCUUUAGGUCUAAAACCAGACUUGAUUGCUUGUCGUUGCGCUCAAGCUUUAGAGUCGCGCGUUAAGGCUAAAAUCUCUACUUAUUGUCGUGUUGAUCUUGAGCAGGUUCUUUCCGUGCAAGAUGUAUCUUCCACGUACAAGGUUCCAUUACUUCUUAAAGAACAAGGUACCCUUAAUUACUUGCGAAAAAGGCUUCAAUUGGAUAAGCUGUGCAUUAGUCCCAAGAAUUGUGAAUCUGGCGAGGCUUUGUUCCGUGAUUGGAAAACAUUGACUGAAACUCACGCUUCUUUGAAAAAAACUGUGACUAUUGCCCUUGUUGGAAAGUACACAUAUUUGCAAGAUUCUUAUCUCUCUGUCACUCAAGCACUUGAACAUGCCUCGAUAGCUUGUGAACGCAAAUUAAUAAUUAAGUGGAUUGAAGCGACUGAUCUCGAAUUAGAAACCAAAGAAAACGACCCAGGAAAAUACCGUGAAGCAUGGGAUAAUAUAUUCGCUGCUGAAGGUAUACUUGUUCCUGGAGGGUUUGGACAUCGUGGUACUGAAGGUAAAAUAGCGGCUGCUAAAUGGGCGAGAGAGAAUAAAGUUCCAUAUUUGGGGAUUUGUCUUGGUCUUCAAAUUGCUGUGAUCGAGUUUGCUAGAGAUGUUUGUGGCUUAAUAGGUAAAUUUCAGAUUGACAAUGAUGAUGCUGUGCCCCAAAGCACAAUUGGGAUAUGUCCCAAAUCAAAAUAUGCAAAUUCAGAAGAACUUGACCCCGAAACAGAUCACAAGGUGAUUGUCUAUAUGCCUGAAGUCUCUCGGACACAUCUUGGUGGAACUAUGAGAUUAGGAUUACGACCAACAAAGUUUCAAGAUGGAUCGGAAUCGUGGUCCAAAAUUUGUGAAUAUUCAAUUUUAAAUAUUCGAUUAGUCAUUAUAGAAUUUCAUGGCUUAGAUAUUGAUAAUUUUAUUUCGUCCUUAGAUAAAUAUUAUGAAUCGGAUGAGCGCACUUUAGUAACCGCUCGAAAAUUUCUAGAUAUUCAAAAAGAGAAUCGUAUCAAUGGCACAACAGAAAAUGGAAUGAAAUUAACCGAGACCAGUACGAUUCGACUGGGCAAAAGUAAUACCAAAAUCACCAGCAAUGGAUUCAGGGUUCUCGAAAAUAGCCUAAAGGGUAUGGAAAGUGUACGCUCUAGCAAAACAUUAAUCGAGGAGAGACAUCGUCACAGAUACGAAGUUAAUCCAGUGAUUGUUGAGCGCUUGGAGACGCAAGGGUUGAUGUUUGUAGGUCGUGAUGAAACGGGUGAUCGUAUGGAAAUCUUGGAACUUAAAGAUCAUCCAUUUUUCGUGGCCACUCAGUAUCAUCCCGAAUACUUAAGUCGACCAUUGAAACCUGUUCCAACAUUCUUUGGAUUUAUACAAGCUUCAGCUGGAAUGAUGCCGUUACGAAAAAUCAAUGGGAUCAAUAAACAUUUAUCCAAUACUAAUAGCCAUACUCAUACAAAAACAUGA
Messenger RNA from Ambispora leptoticha, 2103 nucleotides. The record is from the annotation of a GenBank genome assembly. NCBI's taxonomy places the organism in Eukaryota, Fungi, Glomeromycota, Glomeromycetes, Archaeosporales, Ambisporaceae.